Bipolaris oryzae ATCC 44560 is the source of this 882-nucleotide messenger RNA. RefSeq lists its product as uncharacterized. Gene Ontology annotation, biological process: regulation of transcription by RNA polymerase II. The coding region runs from base 1 to 882 and encodes 293 amino acids. The record is from RefSeq and is a predicted model, not a curated record. Gene Ontology annotation, molecular function: cyclin-dependent protein serine/threonine kinase regulator activity. Gene Ontology annotation, cellular component: nucleus. The transcript has a single exon. NCBI's taxonomy places the organism in Eukaryota, Fungi, Ascomycota, Dothideomycetes, Pleosporales, Pleosporaceae.
AUGCAACCCUCGCCUCUUACAAAUGCAUUAGCUACUGUAGCCCAGCUCGAGACCUCCGGCUCACAACUCGAUGGCAUCCCACCCGAUCUCGAAGACUCGAUACGCUUCGCCGGCGCAAGGCUCACACAAGCUGCGGGAAUACUGUUGAGACUACCCCAAGAAGUCAUUGCGCAAGCAAUUGUGGUGUUUAUGCGAUUCUGGCUUGGGCCAGAGGGUGGAAGUCUUGCGGAGUUUGGCGCAGAGCAAGUCUCAGCAGCUUCGCUUUACCUGACUACCAAGUUGUCUGCAUACCCCAAAUCAGCACGAAGUAUAAUUAAUGUAUACGCGUACCUCGACUCGCUUCCUACGACUUUCUUCGGCGUGGAUCAACUCCACCAGAAACAGGAUCCACGCGAGUAUUUUGUUACAGAAGGCACGUACGAGCGCCGUCGCGCAACCCUCUUCUCCACCGAGCAACGCAUCUUGCGCACCCUUGGCUUCAAUGUGCAGAUCCAGCUCCCCUACACACUCUGCAUAACAUACCUACAAGCCCUCGAUAUCUUUGUGCAUCCUCGCGCGUCAGAGCUCGCCAAACGCGCAAUCGCAUACCUAAAUACUGCUCUGCUGAGCCCACAAUGCCUGUACUUGACACACCAGCCACCGACACUGGCUACAGCAGCGAUCUACUUGGCUGCAAGAGAGACAGGAAUCAAGAUGCCAGAGUGUGAGUGGUGGGAGGUUUUCGAUACAGACAGAGAGGUGUUGGGGUUUUUAUGUGUGGGUAUGCUGAGUUUGGAGGGAUUUGCGCAGGAAGAAAAGAAGAAGUGGGAAGGAACUAAGGUUCCUAUGAAUGUAGAGGACUUGGAGAGGGAGAUGGAGAGGAGACAAGAAGUAGAAGGUUAA